Molecule: messenger RNA, 1531 nt
Organism: Eucalyptus grandis
Lineage: Eukaryota; Viridiplantae; Streptophyta; Magnoliopsida; Myrtales; Myrtaceae
Product: L-lactate dehydrogenase A
Exons: 2
Coding region: 215-1273 (352 amino acids)
Biological process (GO): carboxylic acid metabolic process
Cellular component (GO): cytoplasm
Molecular function (GO): L-lactate dehydrogenase (NAD+) activity
Source: RefSeq, a predicted model, not a curated record
AUUCCAACAAGUUCCACUCAUUUCAUUUCAUUCCAAGGGUAAAUUAGUCUCCUCACUUUUACGUCUCUCUUCCCAAAAAGGAGGCUUUUUGACCGGUCGACCAUUCCCUUAGCCGGACUCUGAAAAAUCGAACUGCCCUACCAACCCUCCGGCCACGAGAUCCUCACCCAGCCGCACGCAGCCGUCCCGGUUCCUCGUUUCGCGAGAGAGCAGAAUGCACAAGGCGCCGUCGUCUUCCUCCCUCGGCCCCGGCGGCCUGGACCUGAGCCGGGCCUUCUUCACGCCGAUCCAGGAGACGGCGCCGCCGUCGUCCACCAAGCGCCACACCAAGAUCGCCGUCGUCGGGGUCGGCAACGUCGGCAUGGCCAUCGCCCAGACCAUCCUCACCCAGGACGUCGCCGACGAGCUCGCCCUCAUCGACGCCAAGCCCGACAAGCUCCGCGGCGAGAUGCUCGACCUCCAGCACGCCGCCGCCUUCCUCCCCCGCACCCGGAUCUCGGCCUCCGUCGACUACGCCGUCGCCGCCGGGUCCGACCUCUGCAUCGUCACCGCCGGCGCGCGGCAGAUCCCCGGGGAGUCCCGCCUGAACCUGCUCCAGCGGAACGUCGCGCUGUUCCGGGCCAUCGUGCCGGCGCUCGCGCGGCACGCGCCGGAGUCGAUCCUGCUGAUCGUGUCGAACCCGGUGGACGUGCUGACGUACGUGGCGUGGAAGCUGUCCGGGUUCCCGUCGAACCGGGUCGUCGGGUCGGGCACGAAUCUGGACUCCUCCCGGUUCCGGUUCCUGAUUGCCGAUCACCUCGACGUCAACGCGCAGGACGUGCAGGCCUACAUCGUGGGCGAGCACGGCGACAGCUCGGUCGCCCUGUGGUCGAGCAUCAGCGUCGGCGGGGUCCCGGUCCUGAGCUUCCUGGAGAAGCAGCAGAUCCCGUACGAGAAGGAGACCCUGGAGAAGAUCCACAAGGAGGUCGUGGACUGCGCCUACGAGGUCAUCAGCCUCAAGGGCUACACCUCCUGGGCGAUCGGGUACUCGGUCGCGAACCUGGCCCGGACCCUGCUCCGGGACCAGAGGAGGAUCCAUCCGGUCUCGGUGCUGGCCAGGGGGUUCUUCGGCAUUGAGGGCGGUGACGUGUUCCUGAGCCUGCCGGCCCAGCUUGGCCGGGGCGGCGUCCUAGGCGUGACCAACGUGCACAUGACCGAGGAGGAGGCGGCACGGCUGAGGAAGUCGGCGAGGACCAUCCUGGAGCUGCUGAGCCAGUUGGAUUUGGGCAUUUGAGGAAGAGAAUAAGAGAAGUCCUUCACUUUAGUAUUUUGCUAACCCAACACUAUUAAGACUGGUUUUGGUUUUUGGCACCUUGUUUCUCUACAUUGGGAAGUUUGUAAACCCCGGAUUGUGUUUCUUUCUGAGAUUCAGUCCCUAUAUUUUGGAUUAUUGCAGAAGAAACCCUAAUGAUUUUCCUAUGUAGCAAUUAAGCCACUCCCCAGCAUUACUACCAAUGAAAAGAAUGUGAAAGACCUUUGAUCUUCUGCUAAA